Molecule: messenger RNA, 4675 nt
Organism: Vespula pensylvanica (western yellowjacket)
Lineage: Eukaryota; Metazoa; Arthropoda; Insecta; Hymenoptera; Vespidae
Product: mutS protein homolog 4-like
Exons: 18
Coding region: 1336-4665 (1109 amino acids)
Biological process (GO): reciprocal meiotic recombination; mismatch repair
Cellular component (GO): nucleus
Molecular function (GO): ATP binding; mismatched DNA binding; ATP-dependent DNA damage sensor activity
Source: RefSeq, a predicted model, not a curated record
AUACACACACACACACACAUACACACACACACCGAGAGAAUAAUAUGAUAAACGUCUGUUCUAAAAACAUGAAGAAAUCUAAUCUAUGAAAGAGAACUCGAAGUUCUUAACAACAUGCGAGGAUAGAAAAUGUGUUGCAAAUAAUUUUAGGUUAAUAUAUUUUAAUCUUAUGGAAAUCAUAAAUACGUAUACUUUGGAAUCAUAAAGGGAAAGCUUGCAACAAGAAUUUGAAAUUUACUGUUAUAUCUCUAAAUCGCAUUCGCCAUAUAAAAUCAACUAUAUUACAGUUGUAUUCUAAAAGACCAAUGUACACAAAUAACAUCGCGUUUUUUAACAUUAGUUUCACGUUAAGCUUUCACAUAAAUUACGUCACAUAUAAACGCAUAUAUUUUCGAAGUGACGGUAAGAUUUAUCUCUUGCCGAAUUUUUGCACUUUAAAUAUUCUCUUAGAGGGAUUCUGCCCUUGAUGUAUGCGCAGAUUUGGCAAUCACCUUGAUGUUUAUGUAUUUCCAAUAGAAAACAAAUUCUUUGAUGCAUUUUCUUAAUCACACGCGAAAAUUUUUUCAACAGUAUUUUCGGAUAUGUGAUUUAAGAAGACGAGUGACUGGGGACCAGAAUGAGUACUCCAAUUUACUCUAAAAUAACUCGAUAGAAGCAAAAAUAUCUAAAAGUAGAUUCUGAAACUUCUUAAAAUCCUUAUCGAUUGUUGCCUUGCAUUUUCGAUAUAUUCAAGAGCAAAUACGAGUCGCUCAAACUGGCCCUUGAAUUCCACUUACGUGGAAGUUCAUGUUGAAAUAACACUUAGAGAUCGAGUGUAAAUACGAAUGUAAUUAAAUUUCGAGGGCCGACGGUAUAAUAUUUAUUAUAAAACAAUAGUAAUCGUGAUUGUGUUAUUUAUUAAUUACUGCUUAAGUCUAUUGUUCGUAGAACUCUGUAACGUUGGACGGAUAAAGGCAUUGAAUUUGUAAAUAAAACCUUCCUAUGAGACACACAGAAUCUUUAGUGAAACUCACUCGAGUGAAUUUGUUUGAAAUUCAAAUAUUAUCCCGCCAAAUAUGACGAUUCAAUAUGGUCGUCGAUUGAAACGUAGAAUCAUUGUACACUCGAAGAAAUGCCUUGAAUUUGAAUUUGUAAUUAUAAUUAUGCGAGUUCUAUAUUAAUUUUAUAAACUUGUAUUAUUUGGAAGUGCAAUAAAUUGAUUUGUCUGCCUUAUUCAAUAAAAUUAUUGUUAAGAAAGCAGACGAAGCGAUUGUACAUUCAAUUGGGACGAUUACUCGUUGAUAUUAAAUGGAUUUUUUUCGUUAUUAACUAUCUGUAACAGAGAGUUAGAUUAAAAUGAAUGUUAUACGUAAUGAUAAUGCGGCUUCGUUAAGAGGACGAACUAGAGGUAGAGGACGAGGAAAAUUAAGAGAAAUAAUAACAAAUGUUUUACCAAAAUAUCGCUUUGAUUUUGGAAUUCGAAAGCCAUUGGUCGAUCUAUGCCCCACGAAUUCAAAUAUUUUGAAAACUACAACGCAUCGCACGCUAAAAAGUGCAUCCACGUCGUCUUUUCUUCCAAGUUCGACUCGCAAAGGAAGUUUAGGAUCAAAUGCCACGAGAACACCAGGAAGUAACACAUCCACGGAAUCUUGCGUGAUACUCGCAAUAACAUCCGGUCGUGGCGAAGCAAGAGGAGAAGUUGGAAUAGCUGCGAUAGAUAUUCAUCAUUCUCAUUUAAUUCUUUGUCAAAUGAGCGAUUAUCAGACAUAUAUCAAUACCUUGACAAAAAUUUACAUAUUUAAUCCAGUGGAGAUUCUGAUGCCUGACACUAUUUGCAAUGAAAGAAGAAACAGAAAUAAACUGUAUUGUUCUGUCAAAGAGAAAUUUCCUAAUCUAUGUAUCACUCCAGUAUCGAGAAUUCAUUUUAAUGAGUCUAUCGGAUUGGAACGUGUAAAAACUCAUUGUGCGAAAGAAUACUCGACAGUAGAAUUAUUUUUGAAACAAAAAUAUUACGCGUUAGCAUCAGCAUCAGCUUUAUUGAAGUAUAUAGAAUUUAUUCAACAUAUCGUUUAUGCACCAAAAUCGAUCAGAAUUGAGUUUCAAGGCUCACCCAAUACCACUGUUAUAGACAUAGAAAGUGCACAAAGUUUAGAAUUAGUUGUGUCUCAAUGUGGUCAACCAAAUGCUAGCCUUUUGAAUUCUAUGGACCAUUGCGUUACACCAAUGGGUAGAAGACUUUUAAGAGCAUCUAUUUUACAACCUCUUUGCGACGAAAAAAUAAUAAUAGAACGUCAAAGUAGCGUUACUGAAUUAAUGUCGAAUCGUUCAUUAUGCAAUCUUGUACAGCCUUUUGUAAGAAGAUUGUAUGGCGCGGAUCGUCUUUUAAGUCUUUCUAUGAUGACUUCACAAAACAAUACUGUACAAAAUGCAGAGAGAAAUUUAAAUUACGUGCUUCUGUUAAAAAAUUCUCUUGACAUUGUGCCAGAAUUGCGAGAAGCACUUGAAAGUGGUCAAGCUCUAUUUUUUACUAAAGUUCGAAAAAAUUUAGAGAAUUCACAAUUUGAAAUAAUGAAAAAUAAAAUUCUAGAAAUAAUACAUCCUGAUGCAAAAUCUCUAGUAGGAUAUACAUCAUCGAACAUGCAACGAUGUUUUGCUAUUAAACCUGGCAUUAAUGAUUUAUUGGAUAUUGCUCGACAAACAUAUUGCGAACUUAUAAGUGAUAUGAAAACUUUGGUGGAAAACUUAGCGAUACAAUAUAAAAUGAAUUUAUCACUAGAAUGCAAUUCAUCCUUAGGAUUUUAUAUUUUAGCAGAAAUAUCUCGUCAUUCAGAUUUCCAACCCUCUGAUUUACCAUCAGAUUUCGUUCAAGUACAAAAAAAUAAAAACACCUAUUCUAUGACGACAAACAAAUUAUUAGUAUUGAGUCAUCAGUGUAAAAUUGCUUGUGAAGAUCUUCAUAUAAUGAGCAACACAAUUUUAAAUGAUUUGCUUGUAAACAUUCGCGAACACAUCGGCUGUCUUUAUCAACUAAGUGCUGAUGUUGCAGAAUUAGAUUUAAUAAUCUCUUUGGCUUGUAUCAGUUCAUCUCCUGAAUAUGUACAACCAAUCUUUGGACCAAGAUUAGAACUUAUAGAUUCAUUACAUCCUAUAAUGGGAAUAUUCGGAACAGAACGACCUGUACCCAAUGAUGUGAAAGCAUCAAUACCUUACAAUCAUCAUACCAUAAUUGGACCUAACAUGAGUGGUAAAUCAAUUUACUUGAAACAAAUAGUUUUAUUACAUAUUAUGGCACAGAUUGGUUGCUACGUUCCAGCAAGAAAAGCGGAAUUCAGAAUUACCGAUCGUAUAUUUUGUAGAAUAUGUUUUCGCGAUGACAUAGAAUGUAAUGCUUCCACCUUCGUUGUUGAGAUGAAAGAAACACAAUACAUUCUACAAUCAAUUACACCUAAAUCAUUAGUGAUCUUAGACGAGCUUUGUAGAGGUACCACUGUUGAAGAAGGUUCAUCUAUUACAUGGGCAAUAUGCGAAAGACUAUUGAUUACCACCGCGUUUACUUUCAGUGCGACACAUUUUCGUUACCUCACCAAAUUAGCUGAAAUAUAUUAUAAUGUUACAAACCAUUGUUUCAAAACUGAAACUAAAUAUAUAGAAGGUUUAAACGAAGCUAGAUUAAUAUAUACACACAAACUAAUGGUAGGUGUAACUCCCAUUGAUAAUUAUGGUAUUGCAUUAGCCGAAGUAUCAGGUCUUCCGGUUUCUAUUACUACCAAAGCUCGAGAAUAUGCAAAAAAAGAAGUUACAAUAAUGAAAAAAGAUGAUUAUUUUAUGGAACCGAAUUCAUGGGAGAAGACAUGUUAUAAUCGUGUUGCAGAAAUAUAUAAACUCAUAGAAAAUAAUGAAUUCAAUCGUAAAAAUAUUGUUAGUCUUAUACAUGAACUUGAUGUUUGUAAAACAGACGAAUUUAGAAAAAUGCAACAAGAAGACAAAGAUUUGUGUAAAGCUUUGGAAAGUUUUGAAUCAGUUCAAACAUCUAAUUUAAAUUGGCACAAUAUGGAGCUCUCUCCUACAAAUCGAGUAAAUGAUAUAGCAACUUACUUUGACGUUAAUACAAAUUUUAUGAUGGAAAUAAAUCUGAGAAAAGAAGCAAAUAUAGUGCAGAAUUCAAAUAAACAAUUUGGAGAUAUCACUGAUAAAAAUCGAAAAGAAACAUUUGCAGGACAAUCUUGGUUCAGAAAAAAUACUGAUUUAAGUACAAUUAAACAAAAUCCGAGCUAUGUUACACGCUCGACACAUAUGUCUCCUUUCAAAAUUAAUGAAGCCGGUCGCAAAUUAACAACAUUGAUAAAUACAACUUCUAAAUUAUUGUUUAACUCAGAUGAAUCGUCAAAAAAGCAAACAGAUUCAAAUACUUCUAAAACCUCUUUACGAAUUGAACAAUCGAAUAACGUCGAUAAGAAAGAUUCCUUAUCUAUUCAAACUAUAUCAAUGAUGUCCCCAUCAAUUUCUUUCAGAUCUUCACAAGUUUCUCAACUUCAUAAAUAUUCUUUAAUGGAAUCAGAUUUUGAUCCUUCUUUAUCAAGAGCGUCUAUCCUAACAGAUAUAGCAGGAAUUAAUACUUAUGAUAAACAGCUAAAUAUUUUUAAAAACAGUGAAAAUAACAAAUGUGAAAAAUUAGAAUUUUCCUAAUAAAAUAAAU